ACUCCCACAUUUAGUUGUUGAAUUAAAAAACUCAUUUGUGUUUGGAAUCCAAAAUGGCAAGAAGUUUCGACCUUUCUUUGAUUCUCUUUGUUCUGUAUCUGUCCACUGCAGCAAUAGCCAUGGCCAGAAACCUUGAAGAGGAAUCAACUGGUGAUACGGAGUUCAUUAAAGCCUCUUGUGAGACGACGUCUUACCCGGACCGAUGCUUCCAGUCCCUGUCUUCAUAUGCAAGCGAGAUCAAGAAGCAGCCACGUAAGCUUGUUGAGACAGCGCUUGCCGUUAGCAUAGCCCGAGCAAAGUCAGCCAAAACCUACGUCUCAGAGAUGACUGACUAUAAGGGAAUCACAAAGAGGCAGCACGAGGCUGUAGCGGACUGUUUAGAGGAGAUGGGAGACACUGUUGACAGGUUGAGCAAUUCGCUGAAGGAACUGAAGCACCUGGAGGAAGGUGACAGCGGAGAAGACUUUUGGUUCUGUCUGAGCAAUGUCCGGACGUGGACAAGCGCGGCUCUGACAGAUGAGACCACAUGUCUUGAUGGGUUUGGAGGGAAAGCCAUGAAUGGGGAGCUGAAAAGCUUAAUUAGAACACGCAUUGUGAGUGUGGCGGAAGAGACGAGCAAUGCCUUGGCUCUGAUCAAUGACUUUGCUUCCAAGCAUUGAAAACAUUUCAAAGGGAUAUGGUCUUGGGGACAGAGCUUUUCUCUUGGAUUUGGUUUUUAUUGGGCUUUGAAGAAAUGUGCUUUGGUUUGGUUUUGAGGCAUUUCAGUUUCUCUUACCCUGUUGUUGUAUCAUCUACGGUCUACAUAGUUGAUGUUGAUUUUUCUCAAUGUUUUAAAAUAGAUUACUUACCAAACA
Molecule: messenger RNA, 854 nt
Organism: Arabidopsis arenosa
Lineage: Eukaryota; Viridiplantae; Streptophyta; Magnoliopsida; Brassicales; Brassicaceae
Source: the annotation of a GenBank genome assembly